Molecule: messenger RNA, 3532 nt
Organism: Python bivittatus (Burmese python)
Lineage: Eukaryota; Metazoa; Chordata; Lepidosauria; Squamata; Pythonidae
Source: RefSeq, a predicted model, not a curated record
AGCCGUGGGGUGCUUCCCUAUUUUGCCAACUUCCGUCUCCUUUCGGAACUCUCCACACCCUUUGUGAAUUUGCGGUGGUUCCUUGAUGCAGCUGGCUGGCCGCGUACUUCCAGGCUUGUUUUGGCCAAUGGCUUGGCCAUGAUGGUGGUGUUCUUUGUGGUGCGCAUUGCUGUCAUCCCCAGCUAUUAUAUGCAAGUGUACGCUUGGUACGGAACUCCUGAAUAUGAGCGUCUGGGCUUGAGUGUACAGCUGGCCUGGAUUGGGCCAAGCAUUGCCUUGGAAGUGCUCAAUUUGGUCUGGAUGUACCGCAUCAUCCGUGGCUUCUACCGAGCUUUCUGCCGGCCUAAGACCUACAAGGCAGCGUGAAGAAAGAAAAGUGGUGGUACUUGACCUGGAACACCACGUUCUGCUGGACAAAGCUGGAUUUCCUCUUCUAAUUCCCAUAGAAGCCAGUAACCCUACGAACUGCUCCUGACUAUGUCCUUGGGGAAGGAACUCCAGAUUCAUAAAAUGGGAGCAUUUAGUUUUCCAUCCCAUCAAAGAAAGGUCUUGGCCAAAUUGACCAGAACCAGCCAUUUGGUUCUGGAGAAUGACACUUGUCCAUCUUCUAGGGAUGGAGUUGUAGAAACACCUCAAAGGGCUGGAGGUAGGCAGUUUUAAAAUGGGGGUAUACUAGCUUAGGGAUUCCUUUGGCACCAAUGGAAGAGGUACAGCUGCCAACAGUUUCCUGGUUUGGGGGAGUCUGCUGACACUACACAGGGCUUUUGAAUGGGACUUCAUGUAGCUUCAUGUAGCUAAACAGGUGACAUUUCUAAUACUUCAGGAAUUUUAUCUCUUUCAGUUGUCAGUCUGUCCAAGAUAAUGAUCAGGCACUGUUGCCUCCUAGGAAGAAAAGGCUGGCUCCGGGGGAAGAAGAGACAGGAAGUAUAUCUGGAAGUUGUGUUCCCUUGAUUGCCAGUUUGCUAGGGGCUUCUGGGCCAUGUUUAGCAGUAGAGUGGAAGGAAAAGACUAGAAGAAGAUUGGAGGGGGGAAUAGGAAAGAAAUAGUGCCCAGUUAUGACUGCAAACAGUGGGAUUGCUGUGACCCAGUGGCAAGAUUUCAGGACCUUGGCUAGGAGGACAGCAGUACUGUAAAUAGCAUCUUUGUUCUACUAAAUCAAUUGAAACUUGGCAUUCAGUUGAAGAACUUGCUUAUACAAGAGCUGUUAAACUUCUGAAGGCAAGAAAACAAGAAUUUUAACAAGGUUAGAAGCAAGGCACACUUGCCUCUGCUCAGUGGUUUUGAUAGCUCAAAACUAAAGUGAUAUCUGGUGCCUCCGGAUGUGCCAGGAAUACAUCUCCCAGAAUUCCCAUUCACUAUGGCUGUACCCCAUUUUCACUCUCAUUUCAUCCCUCCUUGUGGUUGCAGUUCUUGUGUAGGACAAUCACAUCUUCCCAGCAAUAGUUUACAGUGAAAAUUUCUUCACUCCCAGAUGUAUGCAUCAGUUGUAACUGUGAAUGCAGCCCUGUGGAAGGGUAUAGGCAUUACCACACUAGGCAGUUUUCUGAACUUGUUAUUUUAUUUCAUUGUUCUCUAGAGUCUAAACACAUAGCUGGUGCAAGAUUCCCCCUCCCCUAAAGCCGUUGGCAGACGUGUGGAGUGCUUCUUGCUUUCCCCUCCAUGUUUCUAUGCCCUUUCUCCUUCUGUUAUAAUAUAGUUGCUUUUCAUCUUGAUACAUGAAAAGACAGCCGCCAAUACAGUGACAGUACCUCAUGAUGUUGGCUCUGUAUUGGAAUUGGCAAAAGUGUAAUGGUAAGAUAUGGCAAAUUUUAGUAACAGAAUUCAAUGAUGAAUUUUGAAUCUCUGAAUUCCAACAAAUGUCAGGGACGGAGGACUUGUUGGAAUUUAGGUAGCAUCAGCAUGAGCCUGGAAAAUCACAAGCAUUGUAAAAAAUUCUAGAAGCCUACUGAUGCCCCAUGCGCUGAUGUGGAACAUCACACCCCACUGGCAUACAAAGGAUGUGCCCAUGUGUUGCAUGGCUAUCAAUUACUAGUUUUUGAGAAAAAGUAGGUCUAAUCUAGCUAAAGUCAUCCUUAAUAUCAACAGCAUUUAAAGGAAAGGUACACUGUUCCCAGGGUUGUGACUAAUGGAUUCAACUCAAAUCUUCCUACCAUCUUUUUUCAUUUAAAGCAUUUUAAUAGAAUGGGAGGUGGCCAUCUGUGAAAACCAGCUGUGCUGUGAUUGGGGGAUAGUUUCCCACCAGCUGAUGACAUUCAGAAAAAGGGAGGGCAGGAAGGCAGGCGGGUUUAACCAAUGGCUUUGCUUAACAUGCCCUGCACCCCUGGAGUCAGGACAUCACCAUAGGAUGUCAAUGCUACUGAGGCAGAAUACUAUAUGGAUCAAUAUAAAACUUUAUGGUUGCAUCAUUUUUGUCAGCUCAAGGAUGAGUGGAUAGUACUUUAACUGAACCAUGAGGAAAGGCCCUGGAUUCAGACACCAUGAGAUGCUUGCUUAACACAUUGGUUUAAAAGUUGCGUUUAAUGGGUUGGGAGACACUUUGGCUUAAUAUGUAGAGUAAGCAUAAUCAGUGAGAGACUGAUACUCAAGCCGUUGCUAAGAGAGGCUGGAUUACGGAGCUCUAGAAGCAUUUGAUUCUGAUUGCAUGGCAUCCCUGGAACCAUAUUUGGCUUUACUGAAUGUAGUUUUUCCUCUGAUUUUUGAUUGCUCAAUAUUCCAUACUCCCUCCAGUACAGUAUGUUCAUUCUUUUUUUCUUUUUGGUGAUGAAAGCCUUUGACUACUCAUUCUUAAAACUUCCUUACUUAGAUACCAGAUCAUUAUAACUUCUUAGCCCUUAUCCAAGUAUAGCAUACAGGGCUAUUCUGUCUUCAGAGCUAUAAUCUCCAGGAGACGUGCCUCCACAAGGCCCAUUGACCUCCUAGUUGGUUUCACUGAGGUCUGCACAGGAGAAUGCAGACGGAUGGAUUGGCUCCACAGUCAGUCUGAGCAAAACAAAACUGAUUCUAGGUGCUAAACGCCUUAAAUUGUUUGGAUAAAAAUGUGAGUGCUCUAGGAUUAUUUCUUAAAUUUAUAUAAAAGUAUUUGGUGCUAGGAAAAUGAGCUGUGAUCUUAAAGAGAAGUUGAAGAUCUUUGUUUCUAAAUAUGUGCCUUAAAACAACUUUGCCAAGCAGUCAGUGUCAGUCUAAACUAGACUGCUUCAUCUUGCCGUCUUCCAGUUGUGUUGGGACUGCAAUUCCCAGAAUCCCCAGCAGCAUGGCAAAAAACAAAACAAAACCCCACAAAACGUCCACAGUGCUUGAAGUUGUGGGAGUUGUAGUCUCAACAUGUUGGGAGGCUAACAAGUAGGGAAGGCUGUCCUAAAAACCUGAUAAGCCCUCUCAGUUUUAGAUCUGUACAGCUGGCAACAUACAUUAUUCUACUCAGAAAAGUUAUGCCUCAUAUACAGCAGUGAAAAAUGUGUUAAUUUUUUUCCUGCAGUUUAGAAUAAUUGAAUCCUGCAAUGCUGUGUUUGUAAUUUUCUAACUUCUGUAAAUU